GUAAAAAAUUUGAUAUUUACGAUGUCUAAUAACACUGAAAUUAAAUUUAUUGAUAAUUCAAAGGAGUGGAUUAAUUGGAUUGAAGAAUCUAUUGUAAAAAAACAAAUUAAAUAUUAUGAUUAUAAAUAUUUUAAUAAUAUUCAAGGAAUUGGUCUUGGAAGAUUUGGAAAAGUAUAUCGUGCAAAUUGGAAUAAUUCUCAUAAUUAUUUAGCGUUAAAACUUUUUUUUAAUUUUGAUACCAUUACCAAAGAAAUUGUUAAUGAACUUAAACUUCAUCGUGAAAUGGAUUUUCAUGAAAAUAUAAUUCGCUUUUAUGGUAUUACAUCAGAAAUCCAAAGUGAUGAUUCAAAAAGAUAUUUGUUAGUGAUGGAAUAUGCCGACAAUGGUACCCUUCGAUACUAUUUAAGUGAAUACUUUGAAAACCUCACUUGGAAUGAUAAAUUAAAUUUGGCAUUUCAAUUAUCUAAUGCAAUAUCAUACUUACAUGAUAAAGAAAUCGUACAUCGUAAUUUGCACUCAAAUAAUAUAUUAGUUAAUAAGAAUACCAUCAAAUUGACUGAUUUUGGAUUAUCAGAAAGGAUUGAAGAAUUAUCUAAUGUUCAAUCAAAAUUGUUCGGAAUGGUUACUUAUAUCGAUCCACAAAUUUUUAAUAGAAGAGAUAGCAAUAAUCAAUUACAAAUAUAUACAUUAAGCAAAAAGAGUGAUAUAUACAGUAUUGGCAUACUCUUAUGGGAAAUUUCUAGUGGACGUCCACCUUUUUGUAAUGAGCCAUAUGAUGUUGGUUUGGCUAUGGAAAUAUUACAAGGUCUUAGAGAGAAGCCCACUCUCAAUACACCUAAAGAUUACAUAAAAAUAUAUACUGAUUGCUGGAAUAAUGAACCAGAUAAUCGUCCAACUAUCAAUCAGACUACAUGGAAUAUAAAUCCAAAUAGUUGA
This is a messenger RNA of Rhizophagus irregularis DAOM 181602=DAOM 197198, 936 nucleotides long. RefSeq lists its product as uncharacterized. Gene Ontology annotation, molecular function: ATP binding; protein kinase activity; protein binding. Lineage: Eukaryota; Fungi; Glomeromycota; Glomeromycetes; Glomerales; Glomeraceae. The record is from RefSeq and is a predicted model, not a curated record. Gene Ontology annotation, cellular component: cytoplasm. Gene Ontology annotation, biological process: protein phosphorylation; signal transduction.